This is a messenger RNA of Choloepus didactylus (southern two-toed sloth), 3814 nucleotides long. It is a transcript of the gene GMCL1, whose product is annotated as germ cell-less 1, spermatogenesis associated. Bases 199 to 1782 code for a protein of 527 amino acids. Gene Ontology annotation, molecular function: protein binding. Gene Ontology annotation, biological process: germ cell development. NCBI's taxonomy places the organism in Eukaryota, Metazoa, Chordata, Mammalia, Pilosa, Megalonychidae. The transcript has 14 exons. The record is from RefSeq and is a predicted model, not a curated record. Gene Ontology annotation, cellular component: nucleus.
GCGGGCGGCGAGACGCUGCGGGCGGGGCGGAGGAUGGAGGCGGUAUCGGCCGCUGCAACCGUCGGUGCUGCGCGUGAGAAGGUGACCGUGUAGGCACCUGGGCUGGGUGGAGGCCGGCGGCGGCCCGGCCAUGGCGGGAGACCCUCCCCGCUGGGCUCCCUGAGGUGCGCUCCCUGAAGUCCCUGGGAGCCGUCGCCCAUGGGCUCGCUGAGCAGCCGAGUGCUGCGCCGCCACCGCGGGGGAGCCCGAGCCCAGCAGGAGCCUGGUUCCGGGGCGGGGGGCUCGGCCCGGAGGCCAGGGGCUGGCGGCGACGCGGCGGGCCACGGCUUCUGUUACUGCCCUGGCAGCCUCAAGCGCAAGCGGAGCAGCGGGGCCUUCUGCUACUGCCACCCCGACUCCGAGACGGACGAGGAUGAAGAGGAAGGGGACGAGCAGCAGCGGCUUCUCAACACCCCGCGAAGGAAAAAAUUAAAGAGUACAUCCAAAUAUAUUUAUCAAACAUUAUUUUUGAAUGGUGAAAAUAGUGACAUUAAGAUUUGUGCUCUAGGAGAAGAGUGGAGCUUACACAAAAUAUAUUUAUGUCAAUCUGGCUACUUUUCUAGUAUGUUCAGUGGUUCUUGGAAAGAAUCCAGCAUGAAUAUUAUUGAAUUGGAGAUUCCUGACCAGAAUAUUGAUAUAGAAGCAUUGCAGGUUGCGUUUGGUUCACUGUAUAGAGAUGACGUCUUAAUAAAGCCCAGUCGAGUUAUUGCCAUUUUGGCAGCAGCUUGUAUGCUGCAGUUGGAUGGUUUAAUACAGCAAUGUGGUGAGACAAUGAAGGAAACAAUUAAUGUGAAAACUGUAUGUGGCUAUUAUACAUCAGCAGGGACCUAUGGAUUAGAUUCUGUAAAGAAAAAGUGCCUUGAAUGGCUUCUAAACAAUUUGAUGACUCACCAGAAUGUUGAACUUUUUAAAGAACUCAGUAUAAGUGUCAUGAAACAGCUCAUCAGUUCCUCUAACUUAUUUGUAAUGCAAGUGGAAAUGGAUGUAUACACAGCUCUUAAAAAGUGGAUGUUCCUUCAACUUGUGCCUUCUUGGAAUGGAUCUUUAAAACAGCUUUUGACUGAAACAGAUGUGUGGUUUUCUAAGUGGAAAAAAGAUUUUGAAGGUACGACCUUCCUUGAAACCGAGCAAGGAAAACCAUUUGUGCCAGUAUUCAGACAUUUAAGGUUACAGUAUAUUAUCAGUGACCUGGCCUCCGCAAGAAUUAUUGAACAAGAUUCUCUAAUACCUUCAGAGUGGCUAUCUUCUGUGUAUAAACAGCAGUGGCUUGCUAUGCUCCGGGCAGAACAAGACAGUGAGGUGGGGCCUCAAGAAAUCAAUAAAGAAGAAUUAGAAGGAAAUAGUAUGAGGUGUGGUAGAAAGCUUGCCAAAGAUGGUGAAUACUGCUGGCGGUGGACAGGUUUUAACUUCGGCUUUGACCUACUUGUAACUUAUACCAAUCGAUACAUCAUUUUCAAACGCAAUACACUGAAUCAGCCAUGUAGCGGAUCUGUCAGUUUACAACCUCGAAGGAGCAUAGCUUUUAGAUUACGUUUGGCCUCUUUUGAUAAUAAUGGGAAACUAAUACGUAGUAGAACAACUGGAUAUCAAAUACUCACUCUUGAGAAGGAUCAGGAGCAAGUGGUGAUGAAUUUGGACAGCAGGCUUCUGAUCUUCCCUUUAUAUAUCUGUUGCAACUUCCUGUAUAUAUCGUCAGAAGAGAGAACUGAAAAUAAUCAUCACCCAGAAAAUCCAGAAAACUAAGGAUCUCAUCAGGUGGAAACAGUAGCACUUUGAAAACUUUUGGGGCCAGCUUUAAUUGAAUGGCCCUAACAAUACUCACAUCCAAGGUGACUAACAAUGACAAAGCCUUAUAAACUGUAGCAGAUAAUGCAGAAGACUAUUCUUAUCCUUUCUAUAUUUCUAUGCAUAUAUGAAAAAAAAACAUUUUAAAGCCAAAAAAAAUCUGUUAAACCAUUUAUGUUAUAAAGAUGUCGACCCAUGCUUUUGAUUUAUCAUCAGUAGGAAAUUGCUGUAGGUAAAUUCUACCUUUCGGCAACCAAAUACAAAUUUUAUUUUUAGCUUAAACUUUUACCAUAUCUAAUGUUAGUGAGAACCUCAGUUAUCAUCUGUAAACUUUUUAUUUGACUUAAAAGAAUGCUAAUGGGAUAAUUUGAACAGCCAAUUCUAAAUGCUUUUUGUGUUGGUGCGUUUAAAAGCCAGCUGUCCUUUAAUUUUUUGAAUUGCUCAUUAUGAUUCCUCCUAUUUUAAUAUCCUCCCAAUUGAUACUUGUUUUCAGUGGUUAACUACUUUCUUAUGGUGUUGGAAACUAAACUGAGGACCUUUUGUUUUAACUUAAACAUUUUCAUACUAUUUGAUUUUGCUUUUUCUUUAACUUUCCUAGGAUUUUAACAUCAACAACAAAAAAAUCAGCUUCAGACCUUUAAAUGAACUUGAAUAGGGAUAAAAAUCAGUUUGAUUUUAUGGGGAUUUUCAUUUGCCUUACAUGGUCUUUUCUUUGACAUUCUGUACAACGUUAAUAGGUCAUGAAUUAUUUAUGUACCAGAUAUUACACUUUAAACAUUUUCAUAUUCUCUAAUCUUUAUAAUUAUUUAUGUUCAAAUUUUAGUUGGGAAUCCUAUUUCCUAUUUAAGCUCAGGACUUUAUAACCUCUGAAUUGAGUGCCUUUGAGUUCACAGGCUAAUAGAAAUUUCAUAGUAAAUGUAAAUAAGAUCAGAGGAUCUAAUAUAGAAGCUGAUAAUAAAACAUUAAUGUAAAACUAGAACUUAUUUUUGUCAAAAGUGAGAUGUACACUUGUCAUGAUUUAUAUAUGUUGGCUUCUUGUGUUUACUGCUAUUUUGAAAAUAGCCAUGCUCAUUUUCUUUCCAGUCAGACUAAGUACUUUUUGUGGUUAAUGUAUAUUUUUAGUACAUUAUAAAAGGGAAUCAUUUUUAUGUAUCUGUACAAAUAAUAAAUACUCAUGUGGAAAAAGAAUAAAUAAGCUCUUAUAUAAAAUGGACAAAAAAGUCUCAGGCAUAAAUACAUUAAAUGUUUCCCUUAGUUGAAACCAGAAUUUUUUUUUCUUUCUAGUAAGAUUUUUUUUCCAAUUAGAUAUAACUCUUGGAAUUUAUCAGUAGUUUUUCUCCCCUAUUAAUAUGUCUACAGAUUCAUAAAUUUUGUCCUUUCAAAAUUCAUUCCCUGAUUUAACUUAAAGGAGCCUUUUAAAUGCCCUCCCUUCCUCCACUCAGAACUACAGUUCAUAUGUUUCUAACACAAUGUUUGGGCUAUAUCAUGAGGCUACCUUUCUCAUUUUUAUGUUUGGAAAUACAUCUCUUUCAAGAGGUACUGUCAUUUUCUUUCUAUCUGAUCACAGCAUCAGAGGUUCCUUAUUAUUUAUAUAUUUAAAAAUAUAUAAAUACCAAACUUAAACUGAAUUAUUUGAAUAACUUUUACAAAUCUCAGGAGUAAAGACAAAGUUUAAAUAUAUUAAUGAGUAAAAUUAACUAGUUUGUUUCACUUCUAUAAAUUAGCCAAAUUGGAAUUGUAUGUGAUUCCUGUCUAUUGGUUCUUUACUAGCAAGUUGCUUAUUUUAUCCACAGACAGGAAAAUUAUUUCUUUAAUCACAAAUAGGAUGUGUUCUCAUUUGAGAAAUUGACAAUUGUCACUAGUACUUUACAUGACAGUAAAGAUCUGCUUUUGUUUUCUUAUCAAAUACUUUUGUGUGUUUGCAUACUUUUUGUUCUUUUUAGUAGGAAUACUUUCAAUAAACAGAGUUAGGUGAAGAAUCAUAUAACUA